This is a messenger RNA of Eufriesea mexicana, 6102 nucleotides long. RefSeq names its product dedicator of cytokinesis (gene Zir). Gene Ontology annotation, biological process: small GTPase-mediated signal transduction; positive regulation of GTPase activity. Bases 16 to 5985 code for a protein of 1989 amino acids. Gene Ontology annotation, molecular function: guanyl-nucleotide exchange factor activity. The record is from RefSeq and is a predicted model, not a curated record. Lineage: Eukaryota; Metazoa; Arthropoda; Insecta; Hymenoptera; Apidae. The transcript is spliced from 21 exons.
ACCACGGCAUUUAUAAUGUCAUCUGUACAGCGGGCUUUUACUCAGAAAUUGAGUAAACAGCAUGCAGCUGAUGUUAGACGUCAAAUUGCUACUUCUACCUCAUAUUCUCGGGAUCUAUCAAAAAGUGGCAGCACAUUCUCAGGCUUUUCUUCUACGAUGUCACUGUGUGAGGUACUAGAGCCACUAGAUUAUGAAGAGUUCUUGGCUCAACAUCAGUCAGUUCUUGAUCGUGAUCCCCUUAAAUCAAUAUUAGAUUUUCCACCUGGAGAUGUGGAAUUAAAAGUUGUGCAAAGAAAAAUCAGAACAGAGGAACCAGUUGUGCCUCAUGAAUCUUUAGAUACAGUAUCUCCUUAUGUGAAAAGAUGUAUCGAUAGUUUUACCUCAGACUGGGUAAUAGUACACAGAAAGUAUAAACGUAGAGUUUCUCCCAUAGCAAGAGAUAGACUACUUCAGGAUACUCCAAGACAAGAUUUUGAGGUGGAUCAAGAGGAUACAAAUGGAUCAGGAUCACCUAAUGAAGAAGAGGACCUGUCUAAUUGUGGAGAUACACCAAGAGGAUCCUGGGCAAGUUUGGAUUUGAGGCAUUCACAACAUGAUCCUCUUCUUCCAAGCUUAUUGGACAGAGUGUGUCCAGAAACCAUUGACCAAAUGAAUGAACAAAAACGAUCAGAAGAUCGUCAAGAAGCAUUAUUCCCACUCUAUGCACCCCCAGCUUCUCCAGAUGAUGAAUGGCAGGAGAUUGGUGCAGCACCAGAACCUACAGAACCCUUUUCUCAUAAAAUUCUUGUAAAAUGUCUUCAAUUAAAGUUAGAAUUGGAGGUUGAACCUAUAUUUGCAAGUUUAGCAUUAUAUGAUGCCAAAGAGAAGAAGAAGGUAUCUGAAAAUUUUUAUGUAGACAUGAAUUCAGAAAGCUUAAAGAAGAUGCUUAGUGGACACAUUGCAUACAGUGAUGCCAGCACUCUGGCAAGAAGUUGUGUUAUGAGUAUCAAUAAACCCAGUCCAGAUUUAUUUUUAGUUGUUAGACUCGAAAAAGUAUUACAAGGCGAUAUCUCGGAAUGUGCUGAACCAUAUUUACGCGAAGAUAAAAAUAAAGAAAAAGUGAGAGCAGCUGCUGUAGCUGCGUGUGAACGUUUGGGUCGGUACAGAAUGCCAUUGGCAUGGACAGCUAUUCACCUCUCUGCCGUGAUAGGAGGUGGUGGAGAUACAGAUAGCACUGGAAGUGCUGGAUCUUUAGACAGAAAAUCUGGAGGAUUAGAACAGUGGCGUAAAAAGGUGGAACCACCAGCUAGAAGAGGUUCCUUAGAAAGAAGGAGUUCCGAUAAAAGACGUAGUUGGUCGCCAGACGACUUUGCCAAUUGUCUUGAUACAUUUAGGCCUAUCACGUUGACUGUUUCGAGCUUCUUUAAACAAGAAAGUGAACGUCUGAGGGAUGAAGAUCUAUACAAACUUUUAGUUGAAUUACGCCGACCUGGCUCUAAUUUAAAACGACUCAAAUGUCUACCAGGCAUAUUAAAACUGGAUCUCAGUCCUAGACCCGAAGAAUUACCUAGAUGCUUAGAUCCUGACCUUAGAAGACUAGUGCCAUAUCCUGAUGAAAAGAAUCGACCAGUCAAAGAAAUACUCGAGUUUCCAAGUGAAAUUAUUUCGCCAGAUUUGACAUACCGAAAUAUUUUGUACAUUUAUCCAAAGGAAGCAAAUUUUAGCUCUAGAACUGGCUCUGCACGUAACAUUGCUGUGCGAAUUCAACUUAUGGGCGGUGAACAAGAAGCUGAUGCACUCACAGCCAUUUUCGGGAGAUCAUCGUGCCCUGAAAUGACUCACGAGUGCUUCACUUCCGUGUCUUACCAUAAUAAGAAUCCAAACUUUUAUGAUGAAGUGAAGAUUCGACUUCCUGCUGACUUGAGUGCUAAACAUCAUCUGCUAUUCACAUUUUAUCACAUUAGUUGUCAAAAGAAGGCGGAACAACCAAAUGUUGAGACUGCUGUUGCGUAUACGUGGUUGCCACUCUUGAGAGAUGGACACCUACAAUCAGGGGAGUUUAGUCUACCUGCAAUGUUGGAUCCACCACCAGCUAACUACUCAUACAUUGCACCUGACGUUCUUCUACCAGGUACCAGAUGGGUGGAUGCUCACAGAGGUGUUUUUACUGUGAUCCUAGAACCAGUCUCUAGCGUUCAUCCUCAAGAUAAAUACAUUGAUAGAUUCCUAUCACUGUGUGGCUUCUUGGAAACUGGCCAAGUGCCACCACGUAUUGGUGAAGCAGGAAGAAUGGAGUCGGAAUUAAAAUCAGCCCUGCUGGAAUUGGCAAGAGCAUCUCACUCUGCUUUAGUACGAUCGCUACCUCAAUUGCUGGAUCAAUUAAUAUCCCUAUUAGUAAGGCCUCCAACCUUGCCAUCUCAACCACUGAACGUGGCAGCUACGGUGUUCGAGGCCAUAGGUCUGCUAGUCCGAAAUAUCACUAAUUUACCUGAUGGUCAAUUAGAUCCUCACGGAAGACACGCUCUUCUGGCUACUUACGUUGCUUAUCAGUGUUCUUUACCACAAAUGACGAACAGUCCUGGCAUUGUUCGAGCUCAGAGUAAUCCCGACCUACCUCUAGAGGACUUAGAAAUGGAGGUACACUCCCGAGGACUCGAUCGAACAGCCUCGAUGCGCCAAGAAUCGCCUUCCAUAAAUAGCCAGCCUACCAGAAGACUCCUACACGAGGAAUUGGCAUUACAUUGGGUAGUAUCGACAGGACAGGCGCGAGAAUUGGCUAUCACGUAUUCGUGGUUUUUCUUGGAAUUGAUCGUUCGCUCAAUGGUUGUGACAUUAUCGGAAAUGGGGCUAUUGGACGCUCCACGGAAGUCGAGGUUCUCUCCACAAUUUUGUGACGAUGUGGCUACACUCACUGCAGCUUUAACUUCAGACGUGAUUUCACGUUGUGGGAAAGAAAAUAGAGUACCCAAUAAUUUAAUAUCGAGUCUAGGCAAUUUUCUAUCUGAUUUACUAUCCAUAAUGGAUAGGGGAUUCGUUUUAUCCUUGACUCGUGCUGCCUGUUGCUCUUUAUCGGAUGCAUCUAUGCACAUUCCUGAUUCAGCUGCACUUUACGCCCUGAAAUUGGAUCUUGUGCGAACAGUAUGCUCUCACGAACACUAUGUGGCGCUGAAUCUCCCAUUUGGGACUGGAUACACAUCUGGAUCGGCACCAGCUUCGCCUAGUCCAUCGACUGGAAGCUCUGGCAGUCUGAUAUCCACUCUAGUGCCUGGAGACCGAGCAAGAUUCUCUGAACUCAGUCAGGAAUUUCGGCAGCAACACUUCUUGGUGGGAAUUGUUUUAUCAGAUUUAUCUAACACUCUAGAAAUACCAAAUCCUAUGCUCCAAAACAAAGCCAUUGGAACUGUUAGACACCUGAUGGCAUACCACGACGUUGAUUCACGAUAUUCUGAUCCUGCCGCGAAAGCAAGGGUCGCUGCACUAUAUCUACCACUUCUAAAUAUUAUAAUGGAUGCUCUACCACAGCUCUAUCAUUGGGAUUCGAAAGACAAGAGCGUCUAUCCAGACGAGUCUGGAUCUAUCACGCAAUCUGUGGCUCUAGCCAUAGCUGGUGGUGUUUCUGCAGACACAGCAGGAACCCAAUGCAGAGUUUCCUUGAGUUCAGAGGCUACAAGACAUCUUUUGAUGUGUGUCUUGUGGGUACUAAAAGGAUUAGAACAGUCUGCGUUGGCUCAAUGGUGUUCAGAACUAAGUUCUAGGCGUAUACUGUGUCUUCUUCAAGUUCUCAAUAUUGCCACUGCAGCAUUUGAAUAUAAAGGGAAAAAAGCGCUAAAGAGACUACCACCGCAAGCUGCAGUCACGAGUGAUAUACGAUCUAGAUUGGAGGAUGUGAUUCUUGGUCAAGGAAGCGCAAGAAGCGAGAUGAUGUUGAGAAGAAAAGAAAGAAUGAGUGGGGACAAACUUCGAUGGCGUAAAGAUCAAAUGCCUUAUAGAUCCUGUGAACAGUCAGAAGGAAGAGCUGUGGAACAAGAUGCUCAUAUAGAAGGUGCCUUAGCAGCAGAAGCCUCUCUGGUGGUUCUAGAUACUUUGGAAACAGUUGUUCAAGCUGAUGGAGGAGGAGGUGCAGUUGUAGGAGCAGUGUUGAAAGUUCUUUUAAGAGCAUUAGCAAGAAAUCAGAGCACAUCUGUGUUGCAACAUAUGUUUAAUACUCAACGAGCUUUAGUGUUUAAAUACCACAGUGCUCUGUUUGACGAGGAAAGCGAGAGAUGCGGUGAUCUGUGUUUAACAUUACUCACUAGAUGCAGCUCUCCCUUAAGUGCCGUUCGGAGUCAUGCUGCUGCCAGUCUUUAUCUAUUGAUGAGGCAAAAUUUCGAAAUUGGAAAUAACUUUGCUAGAGUUAAAAUGCAAGUUACUACUUCUCUGUCUGCUCUUGUUGGAAGAGGAAGAGCUCCUAGCGAAGGAGCACUUAGAAGAGCAUUAAAAACAGUACUAGUGUAUGCUGAGAGAGAUACAGAAUUAGUAGAUACAAGUUUUCCAGAACAAGUGAAAGAUCUUUUGUUCAAUCUACACAUGAUACUGUCUGAUACUGUUAAAAUGAAAGAAUUCCAGGAGGACCCAGAGAUGCUUUUAGAUCUCAUGUAUAGAAUUGCAAAGGGAUAUCAAGGUUCGCCAGAUCUUAGACUUACGUGGCUAGCAAACAUGGCUCAACAACACAUGGAAAGAAAGAAUCAUACAGAGGCAGCUAUGUGUUUAGUGCAUAGUGCUGCUUUGGUAGCAGAAUAUUUACACCUCUUAGAACCAGGAGGUGGAGGACGUCCAGUAGGAGCUGUUGCUUUAGCUCCUGUCACUCCAAAUGCUUUAGAAGAGAGUGCUGUGGGUGAUGAUGUGCUGGCAAGAAGAGAGGAAGGCUUGUGUCUAGGACCAGACUUUUCAGAAAGUGGUUUAGCUGGUUUAUUAGAGCAUGCUGCUAGUUCUUUUCAUGCAGCUGGAAUGUAUGAAGCCAUUCCUGAUGUAUACAGAGUGUUGCUUCCUAUAGCAGAAGCUGCUCAUGACUAUAAAAAAUUAGCUAAUAUUCAUGGGAAACUUCACGAAGCAUAUACACGCGUGGAACAAUUAGCUGGAAAGCGAGUGUUUGGAACGUAUUUCAGAGUUGGAUUUUAUGGUGGACGUUUUGGUGAUCUCGCUGGUGAAGAGUUUGUUUAUAAAGAACCAACUUUAACAAAGCUGCCAGAGAUAUUUUCGAGGCUGGAAAAUUUCUAUGCCGAGCGAUUUGGUACAGAGAACAUUGUGAUAAUAAAGGAUUCAAAUCCUGUGGAUCCUAGCAAAUUAGAACCUGAUAAAGCUUAUGUCCAAAUCACAUAUGUUGAACCAUAUUUUGAACCACACGAACUUAGGCAUAGACCAACUAUUUUUCAUAGAAAUUUUAAUAUUAAGCGAUUCGUAUAUGCAACACCAUUUACACCUGGUGGCAAGGCUCAUGGAGAAUUAAGGGAACAGUGUAAACGUAAGACAAUUUUAACAGUAGCUACGCAUUUUCCUUACUUGAAAACGAGGAUUCGCGUGGUUGCUAGGAAACAAAUAGUCCUAAGUCCAAUUGAGGUUGCAAUUGAAGAUAUACAAAAGAAAACUGCAGAGGUUGCAGCAGCUACAGCCCAAGAACCACCAGAUGCAAAAAUGCUGCAAAUGGUCCUUCAAGGUUGCAUUGGUACAACAGUUAAUCAAGGCCCUGCAGAAGUGGCAGUCGUUUUUCUUUCUGGAUUAAGAGAACAGAAUGCACAACCUACUAGACUGCAGCAUAAAUUACGCUUAUGUUUCAAGGAUUUCUCAAAGAAGUGUCUGGAUGCUUUAAGAAGAAACAAAAAUUUGAUUGGACCAGAUCAACGAGAUUAUCAACGAGAACUGGAAAGAAAUUACCAAAGAUUAACAGAAAGGCUUUCUCCUCUUAUUGCAUGGAGUGGACCUUCAUUAGCAUGUCAACAAAGUAUACCAUCAGCAUCACCACGCUGGUAAAAUUACUGAUUGCUGCUAAUUAACAAUUACCAAAGAUCACUGAUGGAAGUAUUUAGUGUUCAUAAAAUAUCAGCAGCAUAUGCUUCUUAUAAUAUUGAAAUAUAGGCAUAUAUAUAU